AUGGCAGGGAGAUUUGGCUGCAGCGCCGUGAACACACGGCUGGUAUGUGGUUCAGAGAUUCCUGCUGAAAAUGAAGCUGAUGAUUGCAGUGAAAUCGAGUCGAGGUUUCCAAGCAGAUGUGCUCAUGCCAACCUGGGAAAAACGGCCUCUUCUCUUGGAAAGCGCAGGAUCACAGUGGAGGGGAUGGCUGUGUGUCUAAAGGGCAUUUCAGAUUGGUGGGUCCAAACAAAAGAGGCUCAGUACUUGGCUGCUUGUUGGCUCACUGCCAGCCUCGACUUCCCCACACAGAGACGCCUCUCCUCUGUUCAAUGUGACAGUCCAUCUCCUCUCAUCCCCAGGCAUGACCAAUCAACCCUGAGGAGGCUGAUGGAUGAUCUCUGA
Xyrichtys novacula (pearly razorfish) is the source of this 381-nucleotide messenger RNA. The record is from the annotation of a GenBank genome assembly. NCBI's taxonomy places the organism in Eukaryota, Metazoa, Chordata, Actinopteri, Labriformes, Labridae.